GAAGAAGCUGAUAAGCAGAAAGUCAUCAGGUUGCAAUCAGCAGAAAACAUGAAUGACAGUUGGGUUUAUUCUUCAGAAAAUGGAAAUCACAGUGCAAUUCAUGUAUCAGAAAACCUGAAUUCCAGUUCAGUGUACACAUUAGAAAAGGAGACUCAAACUGAGGAGCCCGCAGCUGAAACCGUGAUGAACAGUGUAGUGCAAGAAGCAGAAAAACUGAAUCACAAUGCUGCAGCCCUAGUUCUACAAAAACAGGAUGGAAAAACUGAAGAGCAACCUGUUCCUGUUGAGGAGAAUCAGGAAGAUGAUGGACUGAAACAUAUAAAUCCGGAGAUAAAAGUUGAACCAAAUAGUCCAACAGAAGGUUCAAGAGGACUUCAGGUGAUCCUGGAUCAUACAAGUUUGGUCACUGAAGAAGCUGAUAAGAAGAAAGUCAUCAGGUUGCAAUCAGCAGAAAACCUGAAUGACAGUUGGGUGCAUGCAUCAGAAGACCAGAUUCAAAGUGUGGUUCAUGCUUCAGAAAAUGGAAAUCACAGUGCAAUUCAUGUGUCAGAAAACCUGAAUCCCAGUUCAGCAUACAAAUCAGAAAAUGAGAAUCAAACUGAGGUGCCCGCAGCUGAAACCAUGAUAAACAGUGUGUUGCAAGAAGCAGAAAACCCGAAUCACAUUGCUGCAGCCCUAGUUGUACAAAAACAUGAUGGAGAAACUGAAGAACAACCUGUUCCUGUUGAGGAGAAUCUAGAAGACGAUGGACUGAAUAUUGAAAACCUGAUGAUAAAAGUUGAACUGGAACAUCCAACAGAAGAUUCAGAACAGCUUCAGGUGAUCCUGGAUCGUACAAGUUUGGUCACUGAAGAAGCUGAUAAGAAGAAAGUCAUCAGGUUGCAAUCAGCAGAAAACCUGAAUGACAGUUGGGUGCAUGCAUCAGACCAGAUUCAAAGUGUGGUUCAUGCUUCAGAAAAUGGAAAUCACAGUGCAAUUCAUGUAUCAGAAAGCCUGAAUCCCAGUUCGGCAUACACAUCAGAAAAUGAGAUUCAGACUGAGGUGCCCACAGCUGAAACCAUGAUAAACAGUGUGUUGCAAGAAGCAGAAAACCCGAAUCACAUUGCUGCAGCCCUAGAUCUACAAAAACAGGAUGGAGAAACUGAAGAACAACCUGUUCCUGUUGAGGAGAAUCUAGAAGACGAUGGACUGGAUAUUGAAAACCUGAUGAUAAAAGUUGAACUGGAACAUCCAACAGAAGAUUCAGAACAGCUUCAGGUGAUCCUGGAUUGUACAAGUUUGGCAGGUAUAAGUAUUCUCGAAGACGUGGAGAAAUAGAACCAUCUCACACAGCUGGAGUGAAAGCAAUAUUGAAUAUUACAUUUCAAAUAUGUUGUGAAUUUCUUAACAAUUAAAAUAAAUUAAAUCCAAGAGCCCAACAAUUCCACUUCUCAGUACAUUUCAAGAAGAAAUAAAAAUAUAUAUCACACA
Messenger RNA from Arvicanthis niloticus (Nile rat), 1470 nucleotides. RefSeq lists its product as uncharacterized. The record is from RefSeq and is a predicted model, not a curated record. NCBI's taxonomy places the organism in Eukaryota, Metazoa, Chordata, Mammalia, Rodentia, Muridae. Gene Ontology annotation, molecular function: protein binding.